This is a messenger RNA of Symbiodinium sp. CCMP2456, 1692 nucleotides long. Lineage: Eukaryota; Dinophyceae; Suessiales; Symbiodiniaceae. The record is from the annotation of a GenBank genome assembly.
AUGGAGGGAGUCGUCUACAGAUGGGAGGUCUCUGAGCUCGAGUUCUGGGCCGACGCGUGUCCCGAGCGAGGCGGCUCGGAGCGGCUUUCGGCCAGUGACUCGGGAAUGACGGCGUUCAGCUCUGGCAGCUAUGACGGCAACCACUCCGAGGAGAAAGCUUUCGACCUUGAUGCAAACUUCACGCGAACCUUCUGGCUUUCCAACUGUACCAGCUGCCCUGCAGGGACAGCGUGGUUAGGCUUGGCAGCAUCGCUGGGAACGCCGGCCUUCCGGGUGGCGUGCACGAAGUUGCUGCAGGGGAACACGGCGACCAGCAUGUGUGGGCUCAUCGUUCUGGAAGCUUCAGAUGAUUUCCAAACGUGGGAGGUGCGAGGCAGCAUGGUGGGCCUGAGUGAGAAUCAGUCGCUUUGUGUGCCGCGAACCUCGCAAGACUUCCCAUCUUUGCAGUGUGGCGUGCUGGAGAACGGAUGCGGCAGCAACAUCGAGUUUGGGUCGUGUGCUGGGUCCAAAGAAGUUUGCCAAGUCAACCAGUGCAUCUGCCAAGGCCGCCUGGAGGUCACAGACCCGGCUUUCAGCGGCUGGCAGUGUGGAGAUGCGGAAGAUGGCUGUGGGGGGAUCCUCAGGUUCGGCAGCUGCAGUGGCAGCAAUGCUACCUGCAUCAACCAUCGUUGCAAGGAGGACAUCUUCGCGGCGGCGCAUUGGAGACUGAUGUGUACGGGCACGACGGUCGGCCGGUGGGUAGUGCGGGAGGUUCGCUUCCAUGCGGAUGGCCUCUGUGUGAUUGCGCACACCGUUUUCAGGAGAGCUGGCAGCUCGGGAACGCAGUAUGCGCACUCACCCGCGCUGAAUGCGUUCGAUGGUGACGAGAGCAGUCGCUGGAUAUCCAGCUGCCAUGGAUGCAAGCCCCGGGAGGCUUGGCUUAGCCUGCAAUUCCCGGACCCAGUGGUAGUAAGGUGCGUUCGAGUCCUUCAGCAUCCAAGGACAGCCCAGCAAUGCCCAACGCUGUCCCUCGAGUACUCCGAUGAUGGUGUCGUGUGGACGGAGCGCUAUCAGUACGGAGCAACCGGCUUUACCGUCGGCGAGGAUGCGCGACUGGAGGCAACGCUGGACGAAGACUUCUCGCUGCAGGAUGUCUUCGCAGAGGAGCGCUUCGCCUACAUGUGGAGGAUCGCGUGCAUGGAGGCAGUGGAGUUUCCGUGGAAGGUCCGGGAGUUCGACUUCUACGACAACGAGGAGUGCUCCAGUUCUCUGCGGGGUGCAGUCGAUUCCGUGCUCCAUGCUGCCUCCUCGUCAUGGCCUGCGGAAAAUGCAUACGAUCAGAAUGAGUUCACCAUCUGGACUACCAAGUGCGGCCAAUGCUCCGGGUCGGAGGACCCGUUCUGCGCUUGCCGGCCGGGGGAAGCCUAUGUUGGCCUCAGAUUCCAACGGCGCGUGCGGCCCCGCUGCUUCCGCAUCCUGCAGCUCGAGGAGGGAAGGGGCCUUUGCGGGCAGCUGGCCAUCCACUUCAGCGACGACACCGAUCCUGACCAAGUUGCCGACUGGACUCUGAGGCGGUCCUUUGAUGGUGUUGGCAGUGACCUCCUGGGGGUGCUCGCUCCCCGUGGUGACGCAUCAGAGACGAACCAGGCCGCCUCCUGGAGCACCGGCUGGCUGGCCGUUUCGACGCUGCUGUUCGUAGCAGGCAGCGUUUGA